Aspergillus wentii DTO 134E9 is the source of this 1112-nucleotide messenger RNA. RefSeq lists its product as uncharacterized. NCBI's taxonomy places the organism in Eukaryota, Fungi, Ascomycota, Eurotiomycetes, Eurotiales, Aspergillaceae. The record is from RefSeq and is a predicted model, not a curated record. The transcript has a single exon. Bases 395 to 1063 code for a protein of 222 amino acids.
CGGCCGUACCUGUUUCCAGCAUGGAAGAAAUCCUAGAAAUAGUCUCCAUUUUCCUGACCCCCAAGGCCCCUGACGGGCGCACUGACAGAUUAAGGGAGUGGUCUGGCGAAAAGAAGAGAAGAUUGGAGGUGGAGGGGUUCGAGAGCAGGUGAUGGUUUGGAGAUAAAUGAAAUGAUGCAAGCGAGCCCGGCGGCUCUUGUUGGGUUCGUCUACUGCUCCCCGCACUCCGACUCCGAGCAACUCUCCAACAACCACGCUGGACAGGGCUGGUGGACGUCGGUUCAAUGUGAAGAAUGUUAUAUCGGGGGACUUUCGGUUUUAUUUCACUUGCCAGCAGGAUUCCUUGACAAAAAAGCCUGGAGUGAGUGGCGUCGACACGCAGCUCUCCAUAGCAAUGGGACCUGUCCGCAGCAUAUAUUCGUUCGACUCGGUCACGGAUUUUCUAAAACAAGUCCUUUACAAUGAUGCAUGUGCUACAACUCUUGUCAUAUGUUCAACCAGAGACCACUUCCUAGGGCAAUUGUUUACUGCCAUACGCAACCACACAGACGAAACAGGCGCGUCCGACGGCCACCAAUUGUCCACCAAAACCAUUGGACUGCUGGCGAAUUCAAGCAAGAUCAGGUUACUGUUCUGCCCAACACUGGAGAAUCUACGAGCUUGUCUGUCUGCGUUGCAUUCGAGUGAUGUUAAACAAGACACAGCACACGUUGAUCAGCAGGGCCGACGACCGUUGCUGGCAGUUCUUAAUCUGCUUGCUCUACAUGUCUCCACGUCUGAAUUCUCUGCACAGGGACUAUCAAGGACUUUUGCAAAUGUGGUGGAAGUGUCGUCUCGAAUGGGAAUGAAUCUUGUGCUAUGUGAAUGCAGAGAUAUCCUUGAUCCCAGCAAUGAACGCGGCGAGGCACUAUGGAAUGUCCAUGUCCCAUUGCUCAAUGGAUCUGUCCGAUUUGGGGGAGAUGAAAGUACUUUGAGAGGACGCAGCGUGCCAGUGAAAAGAGUUGCGCAACGAUGGUUUGAGUUCAAUGAAAAAAUUGACCAGAAAGCUCCUCGCAAUCCUUGAGAAAUAUGUUACAAUGGAUGCACUUCGUAUAUAUUAUUUCCUCGUGCUU